AUGCUAAGAGUUACGAUGAGCAUCUAUGAUCCUCUGGGUCUCGUGGCAGCCUUCGUUAUCCAUGGGAAGGUACUUGUCCAGGACGUCUGGAGGACCAAAAUCGAUUGGGACGAGAAGGUUCCCUGGGAAAUUUUCUUACGCUGGAAACAGUGGCUUGCUGUACUCCGCACGAUGAAUACAGUUAAAGUUCCUCGCUGUUAUUUCCCAGGAUACAGCACCGAUAGCUACAACUCCCUAGACUUGCACGUCUUCGUUGAUGCUAGCGAAGAAGCCUACGCAGCAGUCGCGUAUUUUCGCGUCAUCGACAACGGUUGUGUUCGGUGCUCAUUAGUAUCUUCGAAGACAAAAGUAGCUCCACUUCAUCCUCUUUCCAUCCCACGCCUUGAACUGUCCGCUGCAGUAAUUGGCGCACGUUUACGGAAGACGAUUGAAGAGAAACAUUCUCUGAAAAUACGUCGCACAGUUUUCUGGAGUGAUUCAUCAACGGUUAUCGCUUGGAUUAGGUCCGAUGCGCGUCGCUAUCGACAGUUCGUAGCAUUUCGGGUCAACGAAAUACUCAGUCUAUCGUCGGUUCAAGAGUGGCGCUGGGUGCCCACAAAACUGAACGUGGCCGAUGAAGCCACAAAGUGGGGUAAAGGUCCUUCCUUUGAUCCGGACAGCCGAUGGUAUCACGGGCCGGAUUUCCUGUACGACAACGAACUGGAAUGGCCGAAAGACUGUCGAUCCGAUACCAACACUACAGUGGAAGAACUUCGGCCAGCCUAUGUCUGCAAACAUCUUGUCAUCGAACCAGUGGUGAUGUUAGACCGUUUCUCUCGCUGGGAGCGACUACUGCGAAGUAUGGCGUACGUUGUGCGAUUCAUCGACAACAGUAUGUUGAAGCACAGAAAGCAACCUCUACAUCUAGGUGCGCUGACUAGGGAUGAACUCCAGAAGGCGGAAAGGUGCUUGUGGAGAAUGGCACAGUGCGACGGGUUUCCGGAUGAAGUAGCGGUGUUCAAACACAAUCUCCAGUCAUCUCAACGGCGGAAUCUAGAACGAAACAGCCCACUAAUCAAACUCACGCCAGCGAUAGACGACUUCAACGUGCUACGAAUGGAUGGCCGCAUUCAGGAAGCUGACUUCGUUGAUUAUGACGCCAGAAAUCCAAUCAUCUUGCCAAGAGGACAUCGCGUGACUGAUCUGCUUCUGGACUGGUACCACCGAAGGUUCCAACACGCAAACGACGAAACGGUGGUGAACGAGGUCAGGCAGCGUUUCUACAUACCAAAACUGAGAGUACAGGUCCGUCUGACGAGGAAGCAGUGUAAAUGGUGUAGAGUUUAUAAAGCAGUCCCAGCCGUGCCUAGAAUGGGACCUCUUCCAAAAGCUAGACUGAUGCCAUUCUGUCGGCCAUUUACCAUGGUCGGAAUCGACUAUUUUGGACCUUAUUCCAUACGAUCACCGACAGGAAGAAGCACGCUCAAGCGGUGGGUGGUGUUAUUCACCUGCCUGACUGUAAGAGCAGUUCAUGUAGAGAUUGCAGCCAACCUAUCGACGGACUCCUGCAAGAAGGCGAUUCGCCGGUUCAUCGGGCGCAGAGGUGCCCCACGUGAGAUCUACACGGACAAUGGUACCAAUUUUGUCGGUGCAAGCAGAGAAUUGGCGGCAGAAAUACGGGCGAUCAAUGAGGAGAUCGGCAGCACUUUCACUGACACCCAGACACAAUGGCAGUUUAUUCCACCGUCAGCACCGCACAUGGGGGGAUGCUGGGAGAGGAUGGUGCGGUCGGUCAAAGCCGCUUUAGGAACCGUUCCAACCGUACGUGUCCUAGAUGAAGAAUCGUUUGCCACUGUACUCGUCGAAGCGGAGUCUAUGGUCAAUUCUAGACCUCUGACCUUCAUCCCGCUAGAAACAGCUGAUCACGAGUUGUUGACACCAAACCACUUCCUUCUCCUCAGCUCUACACGAUCACGAGUUGUUGACACCAAACCACUUCCUUCUCCUCAGCUCUACUGGUGUACGACAACCAAUCAAGAACCCCGUGGACGAAAAAGCUGCAAUCCGCAGUAG
This is a messenger RNA of Aedes albopictus (Asian tiger mosquito), 2052 nucleotides long. RefSeq lists its product as uncharacterized. Gene Ontology annotation, molecular function: nucleic acid binding. The record is from RefSeq and is a predicted model, not a curated record. Gene Ontology annotation, biological process: DNA integration. Lineage: Eukaryota; Metazoa; Arthropoda; Insecta; Diptera; Culicidae. The coding region runs from base 1 to 2052 and encodes 683 amino acids. The transcript has a single exon.